This is a messenger RNA of Fusarium proliferatum ET1, 6261 nucleotides long. RefSeq lists its product as uncharacterized. The transcript has 4 exons. The coding region runs from base 1 to 6261 and encodes 2086 amino acids. The record is from RefSeq and is a predicted model, not a curated record. NCBI's taxonomy places the organism in Eukaryota, Fungi, Ascomycota, Sordariomycetes, Hypocreales, Nectriaceae. Gene Ontology annotation, molecular function: protein binding.
AUGGCUGAGGCCAUCGGUUUGGCCGCUAGUAUCGCUGGUCUCGUGCAACUCACUGGGUCCGUCUUUAAGCAACUCACCAAGUUCUGCAGGGAAGCCAAAGACGCUCCGUCAAAAGCCCAAGACCUUGCCACCCAGGCAAGAGAUCUCGCUGGCAUUUUCGAAAACCUCAGAUUGUUGGCUUCGGCAUUGGAAGAGCGAGACUCAAAUCCGGCGCUCAGGCCACAACAUCUCGAGUCGUGUCGAAAGACAUUGAAUCAGAUCAAUAGUAAGCUUGACAAAGCGCUGUCUGACUUCGAUGGUGGCAAAUCAGCACGGCGUUUUGUCCGAAAGCUGAAAUGGCCCUUUUCACUGCAGGAAACCAAAGACUUGGUUGCCGAGCUUUCGAAUCAUCGCGCCAAUCUUCAUCUUGCACUUUCCGCAGACAGUAUGGAAGCUUUGAUGAAGAGUCUGGCUAAACAAGAUGAAGUCCAUAGCAUGAUCGAAAGGAGGAUCAGUUUUGAGACUCGAGUUGAGCUUAACAAGAGACGAAAAGAGAUCAUGAAUUUCUUUCUACGCGUGAAACCUCAGGACUACCUCGAUGUUAGCCGUGGAUUGCGACAUGAAGCCACUGGGUCUUGGCUUACGAGCGACAAUUCUACGUUUGAAAGAUGGAAGAAUGGAUCAAACUCCAAAUUGUGGCUUAGUGGCAUUCCAGGGAGCGGAAAGACUGUUCUGUGUGGGCUUGUCAUCGAGACAGUUCUCGAACAGAGCGACGAUCUUACAGCAAUCUGUUUCGCGUUCUGCGAUUACAAGAACCCGGAUUCGUGUCUCCCCGAGAAUAUUAUGGCGGCACUUGCAGUCCAACUUGGUCUUCAAGGCGAAGAAGCCUUUGAUCUUCUCGAAGAAUAUUUCGACAUGCUCCAUCCCGACGACAAGCUUCCAACCAAACCAAGAUUAGAAGAUCUUGUGGAGCUCGUUGGAUGCAUGUCUGAAGUUUAUGAGAGAGUCUUUGUUAUAGUUGACGGUCUAGAUGAAUGCGGUGAUCAAGUAACUCCUAUGACUCGGUCCUUGAAGGCUAUAGUAGAUGGGUCUGAGACUGUCAGCUCUGCCCUUUUCAGCCGAAAGGAAGAAGAGAUUUGUGAGCAACUGGCUGAGGGAUUUGAGCACAUAGAGGUUUCAGCCCAUGUGAAGGAUCUGGAAGACUACACGCUUGCGGAAGUCAGCAAACGCAAAGUCCUCAAGAACAUCGAAAGAACGAACCCUGACCUCUACAAGGACAUUCUUCAUGCUUUGGUUCACGGAGCUCACGGGAUGUUUCGAUGGGUAGCUUGCCAGAUCGAUCAUAUCUGCAAUCUUCCCAACAACAAAACUCGAAGGAGGGCUCUAACUGAGCUGCCCCCAACUCUAAACGAGACCUAUGAUCGUGUACUGCAAAGAGUCAUGCAAUGCCCGCCCGAAACUCAGACCUGUAUCCGAAAAGCACUCCAGUGGACAGCGUUGGGAUCACCCAAGAUGAACAUCGCGAGUUUAUGCGAAGCAGUCUCGUUUCAUCCGGAUAUGGAUGUAUUCGAAGCCGAUGAUGUGAUUGAGCCUGAGGUUGUAUCGCGUAAUUGCGGGUGUCUGUUACGAAAGUCUCUAGACGGAAAUUACUUCGAGUUUGCCCACUUUACAGUCUUGGAAUACCUGGAGCAGACUGAAGUUGGUGACUUCCGAUACCAAGAAGAGGAUGCUUACCUGUCGUUCGCGCAAACGUCACUUGGCUACCUGUUGCUGCCACACUUCGAUCGGAUUCCGACCAUCAUCGAUACAGUCGAGGAAGCCUAUGCCAAAGAGAGGUAUCAAAAGCACCCUUUCUACAAGGUCGCCUCCUAUACUCCUCUGGGAAUACAUAGAAGCUCAACUUCUUUUCCUAUCCAUCUGAAAGUCAUGGAAGAAGAAACGGUGCUAGAACUUCUCAAACGGCUGUUCGAUAUCCACAAGAGCGGCAACUUUAGGACAUGGGUCCACGCGUUGUUGUCUGGGAGACAGAACGAACUAUCGACUAUGCAUCAACUGACAAACGGUCCACUACAUUUCGCGGUGUUUCUGCUAAGUCCCAAGCUAUGUCAAUUUCUUAUUAAAUGUGGUGUCGAUGUGAAUGUGGUUCGAGAUAACCUUACCCCACUUGCCACAACAAUCGCUCUAGAAGAAGAAGGAUCUUUUGGGGAAAAGAUGAAAGAUUCUCGUGUCAUAGAGCAAAUUGUUUGCACAAUCAAUGUCCUCUUAGACAAUGGUGCUGAUACUGCAUUUGUCAUUGAGGGCCAGAGUUGCAUGGCUCACGCUAUCAGCUCAUUGCCUGGCCACUACCUUCUCCCAUUUAUCCGUCCAUCGUCAGCCGUCCCAGACGAUGCACUCAAAGCCUUUUCAAACUUUGAGUGCAAGGACAAAUCUGAUGACUUGGUACUAGAGGCUAUACUGCGUUUAGCUGUUGGGGACGAAGCUUGUCCUCAAUGGAAACCACUAGCGCCCAAUGCGUUGUCUUUCUCUCGUGGACGUGGCCUUGAUUUACCGCCUGUGGCUCUCAAUCCUACGGCCUAUAGCUAUAGCGACCUUGAGUAUCGACAUGCACUUGAGAUUGCUGCUAAGUUUGGACUGGUCGAGGAGCUGUCAACACUCAUCUUGGAUCCACGUUAUAGCGACGCUAUUGCUAAGCCGAGCGACUUCGAGCUGCUGAGUGCCGCAGCUAGAAGUACAUCAGCCAACAGCGGCAAGACAAUCGAUCUCCUUCUCGAUUCCGGUAUUGAUCCACAUGUCUGUGGUACCUCUGGGCAGCACUGUCUACACAUCAGUUGUGAGUCAAGCAAUGUGGAUGUAGCCUCAGCUCUUCUUUCUCGGGGGGUCGAUCCCGGAUCUAGAGACAAAAAUGGCCAGACCUCAUGGCAUGCAACUUGCUAUAACGGACACGAAAAGGUCAUAUCCCUACUUCAGCGAGAUGAUGACAAUGCCUUGGUGAAUCUCGCCACUAUAGACAAGGAUGGGCGAACACCCUUCUCUGCUGCAUUUCACAGUAGCCAUAUCAAGGUAGCGCUGGUCUUGUUGGAUAUCCUACCAUGCGAAGCGAAUUAUUUUGUUUCAAAGGAUUCAAUAAUGCAUGAUGUAGCAGCACUUGGUUCCUUGGAGCUAUUGACUGCAUUACGAGAUAAGGGAGUUACAGACAUGGACGUCUCCAACGCGGAAACGACACCUAUGCAUCACCUGAGCGCCACAUGCACUCCAGAGUUUGCCCGAUCCUUGGCCGAGCUUUAUGAUGCAUUUUGCGCUGACAACUCAGGGACGUUCCCAUUCCAAAUGUUCUUCGAGCGAUGGCUUCGUCACAACAUUCCUGUAAAGUUUGAUGAGACGAUACCCUUGAACCCCGAAAUGUUGAAGGUCCUCAUCCCAAAGGACAAUGACUUUUCGCACGAUGGUAAGGUGACACACACCUGGCAACUAAUUUGUGCUGGUCUGGCCAAAGAGGAGAUAUGCUGCGAAGUUGAUACCUUUGUCCCUGGCGAGUGCUACUACUAUUUCUCCAGAGAUCUGACAACACUCGUCAAACAUGGUUUUCUUUCCUCGUAUGAGAGUACAAGGAAUACAUCUGGUUUGGCUCCUCUUAUGGGAUCUCUAAAGGAUUGGACAAGAGAUCAUUUUUGCUCAACAUCAUUUGUCACUCUUCUCUCCCAAGUUAUCGGGUCCUCAAAGAUCAGCAUCUCGCUUCAGGCUGUCGACGAUAGCUAUCAUUUCUUCAAGUUAGCUAUGUUGAGGGCCAGUCCUGAGGUUAUAGUUAAGCUUAUCGAUCUCGGUGUUGACGUUCAUCGACGGGUCCCUGAGGAUAUAUCAAGCAGCCCAAUGUCAUUAUUUGAGAUAGCGUGCAAAGAGGCAAGUCUUGAGACAUUCAAGGCCAUAUUGGAGACUGUUACUUCUCAAGAUGUUAACGCAUUUCGUCCGACUGGCCAAACCCCACUGGAGCUGGUUGUCAAAGGUUCAAGCCCAGAUAAGACAUCUCUGAUCAAAGCACUAGACGACAAGGGACUUGUUCAGUCGCCUGCCGACCUUGCAACACCUGUAAUCAUUGAGGCUGCAAAGCAAAACGACUUAUCACUGGUAAAGUGCCUAUCGGAGAUUGGGCAUGACCCCUUUGCUGUGGACGUUCAUGGUUGGGGAAUCCCCCAAUGGGCUGCCACCAACCGUCAGCUUGAUAUACUCAAGUGGAUAGUUGAAAGGUCUUCUAGCCCUUCCCAGUGGCAAGUUGCUCCUACCUCCACCUGGACUAGCACGAACCAAGCAAAGACACAGAUAGUUGACCACCAAGUCAGUUUACUACACUUUGUAGCUGACCUGCCGGACUUCCUGUCGUACUUCUUCGAAAACCAGUUCUUCGACAUCAACAUCAGCACUCUCCACGGAAGAACAGUGCUUCACUAUGCAGCGAUGAGAGCGUCUAUGGCUUGCUGUUCGAUGUUGUUAGAUCAGGGAAUAAAUAUCUCUGCUCAGGAUAAAGAUGGGAAACUUGCUGUAGACUACGCCCUCGAGACAGGUUUCAACGAGAUUGCCUCGUUUCUGCUAGCAUCAGGCUCUCCUCUUCCCCGGGGCCAGGUUGCAGUUACAGGCGAAAUGAUAAAGGACUUGACUUCCAUUGAAGGACUACAGCUAGCCCGGAGACGCGAAUUCGAAGCUGCCAUUAUGAAUGGCAAUCUGGCGCAGUGCAAAGUGGCUGUCAACCAGGGGUGUUUUAUCAACCAGCCUUUGCCAAGCUGUCACUCCUGUACCCCUAUCUUCACCGCUAUAAGAGCCCAGAAGCCCGUCAUAGUCAAUUGGCUCCUUGACGAGGGUUCAAGCACAUACAGCUUCUUUUGUAACCGUCACCCGACACAAAAUCUAUUCACUCACGCUGUCACUGCCAUGGAGCCAUCAGCCUAUAUUGAGAAAUUGCUAACAACCGCUUUGAAGUCUCGAUCAAUCACACGAGCAUAUCUUGUUGACGCUAUUUGCCAGAAUAUUGGCAAAAGGAACUUGCAUGUACUGAAGCUCAUACUGAACCAUUUUAAAAAAAAUGUUGACGAAUAUUACAACGCCUGGAAGGGUGGGCUUGAUUCUGCCCUUGGCGGUGAUUCCGCUGAGCAGCUCAAAUCCGCACUGAUCAAUUAUCAUAAUCCGGUCGUUUUCCCGCAUAGGACGCCACUGCAAGUUGCAGCAGCAACUGGGAAUGCUGAGAUGGUGAAGUUUUUGAUUCAACAAGGCGCCCAUAUAAAUGUGUUUGAUAAACAUCACGAAACGCCUUUGAUCAUCGCGGCCAGUUACAACCAUGUCCUUGUUGUGACGGAACUUUUGCGACACAAUGCCAUUGUUGAAACGAGCAACAUGUUUGGUAACACUGCCAUGUCAUUGGCUGUUCUCAUGGGUCAUUUAGACAUUGUAAAGCUGUUAGCAGAAGAGCGGCCAUCUUCAUUGCAGUAUAGGAACAUAGACGGGUCAAAUCUCCUACUCAGGGCAUCGCAAGAAAGCUCAUCGCUGGCCACUUUCAAGUACCUUCUGUCAAAAGGGCUCGAUAUUCACCAAAAGAGCGAGGACGGAAUACCUAUGCUUGCUUUCCCUUUGCUUCAAGGCAGGUAUGUCGAAUAUUUAUCUCAAUCUCGGUGGCUCGACGGAGCAUUAGCUUUUCCUACGCCAAAGCCAGACAGCAUUCUCAACAACGCCAUCGUCUUUUGGACAACAAGCCAGAUCAAGCGGUUACACAAAUCGUUGCCACCUCGCGAUGCGAAUCUUCUUUUAAACAUGAAGGGUAGAUCUCAUGGGACCCCUCUCUGUCUAGCGGUAUUUGGGUGCAAUGUGGCGACGACUGCUCUGUUACUAGACCUUGGAGCGGACGUGAAUAAGGUAGGGUCUUGGUUUGGGACACCUCUCAUGUGCGCUAUUACCUUCGGGAAUUUAGAGCUAGUCAAGCUACUUAUCCAACGAGGCGCCGGUCUGCAAUACGCUGACGACAACGGGGACAUGGUUAGUGCACUUGAGGAGAGUCUACCGUAUCCCAAUAUCACUCAGUGGUUGCUGGUUGGCAGGUUUCAAGAUCAGAAGAAGCUGGAAGACAAGGCGUUCAAUGGCGAAUGCGCCAUUAGGCCAUGGAGUGGUAAAACAGAGUACAUGACAUUAUUGAAAGGCUCUCAUCGACGUCGUUGGGAGGAGUCGACUCUUGACUACUGUAAAAGACUUGCUGGGUUAAAGCGAAUAUUGAGAGGCAGUACGGCUUUCGUGGAGUUCGUUUAG